CACAAUCGGUUGUAGUUGAGAAGGAAAAAAAAAUCACACACACACGUAUAUAUACAAUGAGUGGGAAAGGAAAUAAGAUAGAGGAAGAGGAGGAGGAGACAAAGGUUGUUCAUCAUUGGAGCCACGAGCAUCGUCUUACUCUGGGGGAACCUCGUAUAGGAGAAGGAUGUUUUGGCUGUGGAAGGCCUUUUAGUGGAGGAGAGAAAGUUUAUGCAUGUAGAUGUUGGCCGGUUGAUAUCGUAUUAGAUGAAGAAUGUUUGGGAAUGCCGAGGAAGAUUAGACACGCAAUGCACCCACAACACAUACUCACUCAACAUGUAUUCAGCUUUGAUGACUACGAUGACGGAACACUCACAGGAAAGUUGUGUGCAAUCUGCGAAAGUUCUCUUAUCAACACGGAGGGGAGAAUUUUCUACAACUGUAUGAAGGCAGAAUGUAGGUUGUGGAUGCACAUGAGAUGCGCGCAGGGUAGUGACAUGAUGUACGAUGCAGCCGAUGAUGAUGACGACGAGCAACAUCGCACCAUAGAUCAUCCGAGUCACCCCAACCAUGGAUUGAAGUUGGUGAGGAGGAGUUGUCGCUUCAAGUGCGAUGCUUGCGGCAUCACACGCGGGGGGAAGUCCUACAUGUGCUGCAAACCUAAUUGUCAGUAUUGGAUCCACGAGAGUUGCGCAUCGUUGCCUCAAACCAUCGAAAGCGAGUACCACUCUCACUCCCUCUCUCUCUCUUUUCAUGUCCCACCUCGAUAUAUGAAAUGGAACUUGAAAUGUGAUGUGUGUGGCAAAUAUUUACCAUCUAAAUAUUGGAUAUAUCAUUGUGAGUUGUGCAGCUAUGUUGUCCAUCUCAAGUGCGCCUUCAACCCUACUAGGUACGUUGUGAUAAAUAUUCUUGUGUCAUUAUUUAGACGGUGUUUGGCGAAGCUUAUUUCACAGAGUUUAAAAAGAAUAACUUAUAAUUUUUUUUUCAAAAGCUUAUAAAUUGUCAAAGUAUUUCA
This is a messenger RNA of Salvia miltiorrhiza (redroot sage), 994 nucleotides long. Its product is annotated as protein VACUOLELESS GAMETOPHYTES-like. The record is from RefSeq and is a predicted model, not a curated record. NCBI's taxonomy places the organism in Eukaryota, Viridiplantae, Streptophyta, Magnoliopsida, Lamiales, Lamiaceae. The transcript has a single exon. The coding region runs from base 57 to 977 and encodes 306 amino acids.